UAACGUAGAGGUCGCCUUACGGAGCUAAAUAACAGACGGACUCGUUUCCACACAUUGGCUUAGAAUGUUGAUAAAUUACAGACAUGUUUAGACAAACUGGCCUCUCUAGACAAACUACAAUGUUAUUAAUUAGGUACGAAAAAUGAAGCUGAAUCUCGCAAUAACAUGUUAACGUAUUAACAUUACGUCAUAAAUACAAAACGAGCAACUGCUUUCUGAAGGUCCAGGUUGCUGCAGGACUCUAGGCUUGGACAAAUAACGGUCUAUUAAACCUGUCUCACGCUGGACGGUCUCACAGAACGUGUGUGCUUCUAAUGGACUUCUGUUCAGCCGAUAGAGCCUAAUCGGAUAAAUAGAGACGGAUUUUUGUUUUUCAAAUACACGUCAAGCAACAUGCCCCUGUCAGACUUUCUGGACAGCUUGAAGGACAACCCAUACUUUGGGGCAGGUUUUGGACUGGUUGGAGUUGGAACAGCACUGGCAGUCGGCAGGAAAGGUCUGCAGGUGGGGAUGAUCUUCUUCCGCAGAAACUACAUGAUCACUCUGGAGGUCCCGAGCAGGGAUAAGAGCUAUCAUUGGCUGCUGAGCUGGAUCACCAAGCACGCCAGACACACACAGCACCUGAGUGUGGAGACCUCUUACUUGGCACAUGAGAGUGGAAGAGUGCAUACACAGUUUGACUUCCACCCUAGCCCUGGAAACCACAUCAUAUGGUAUGGGAGGAAGUGGAUCAGAGUGGAGAGGACCAGAGAGAAACAAAUGGUGGAUCUGCACACAGGAACGCCUUGGGAGUCUGUGACUUUCACUGCCUUAGGCAGAGACAGACAAAUCUUCUUUAACAUCUUACAAGAAGCUAGAGAAUUAGCCCUGAAGCAAGAAGAGGGGAGAACAGUCAUGUACACGGCGAUGGGUGCAGAAUGGAGACCCUUUGGGUUUCCACGGAGACGCAGACCCCUCAGCUCUGUGGUCCUGGAGUCCGGGGUAGGGGAGAGGAUUGUAGAUGAUGUGAAGGACUUCAUCGGAAACCCCAAGUGGUACACAGACAGAGGUAUACCCUACAGAAGAGGAUAUCUGCUGUAUGGACCCCCAGGAUGUGGAAAGAGUAGCUUCAUCACAGCACUGGCCGGUGAGCUGGGCUACAGCAUCUGUCUGAUGAGUCUGAGUGACCGUAGUCUCUCUGACGACCGUCUGAACCACCUGCUGAGUGUAGCCCCACAGCAGAGCAUCAUCCUGCUGGAGGACGUGGAUGCGGCAUUCGUCAGUCGAGAGCUGCUCCCCACAGAGAAUCCGAUGGCCUAUCAGGGAAUGGGAAGACUGACCUUCAGUGGUUUGCUCAAUGCUUUGGAUGGUGUGGCUUCAUCUGAAGCCAGAAUAGUUUUUAUGACCACCAACUAUAUUGAUAGAUUAGACCCAGCACUGAUCAGACCUGGACGAGUGGACCUGAAGCAGUUCAUCGGGCACUGCACACACUGGCAGCUGGCUCAUAUGUUCCGCCGGUUCUACCCAGACCAGCCUGUGUCUGAAGGAGAGCGGUUUGCAAAGCUUGCAUUAGAAGCUAAUGUUGAGAUCAGUGCCGCUCAGGUGCAAGGACACUUUCUGCUGCACAAAGCAGACCCGGCUGGUUCUAUUGAUGAUGUUGCAUUGAUAAAAGGAUGAUGAAGAGUUAUUGAAUAAAGAAAAAUAUGUCAAA
This is a messenger RNA of Cynoglossus semilaevis (tongue sole), 1690 nucleotides long. It is a transcript of the gene bcs1l, whose product is annotated as BC1 (ubiquinol-cytochrome c reductase) synthesis-like. The record is from RefSeq and is a predicted model, not a curated record. Bases 394 to 1656 code for a protein of 420 amino acids. NCBI's taxonomy places the organism in Eukaryota, Metazoa, Chordata, Actinopteri, Pleuronectiformes, Cynoglossidae. The transcript is spliced from 7 exons. Gene Ontology annotation, molecular function: ATP hydrolysis activity; ATP binding.